Arabidopsis arenosa is the source of this 2767-nucleotide messenger RNA. The record is from the annotation of a GenBank genome assembly. NCBI's taxonomy places the organism in Eukaryota, Viridiplantae, Streptophyta, Magnoliopsida, Brassicales, Brassicaceae.
GAUACACACAACAAUCAAACCAAACCAAACCCAUGGCCGAGAAUCUUGCUUGUGGUGAAACCAGCGAGUCAUGGAUCAUUGACAACGACGAUGAUGAUAUCAACUAUGGCGGCGGAUUUACGAACGAGAUUGAUUAUAAUCAUCAACGUUUUAGUAAAGACGACAACUUUGGCGGCAACGGAUCAAUUCCGAUGAUGGGUUCUUUUUCUUCAUCGUCCUUGAGUGAAGACAGAAUCAAAGAGAUGUUGGAGAGAGAGAUUGAGUUCUGCCCUGGAACUGAUUAUGUUAAGAGAUUGCUUUCUGGUGAUUUGGAUUUGUCUGUUAGAAACCAAGCUCUUGAUUGGAUUUUAAAGGUUUGUGCUCAUUACCAUUUUGGAGCUCUGUGCAUAUGUCUAUCCAUGAACUAUUUGGAUCGGUUCUUAACGUCCUAUGAAUUGCCGAAAGACAAGGAUUGGGCUGUCCAGUUGCUAGCUGUCUCUUGCUUAUCAUUAGCAGCCAAAAUGGAAGAAACUGAUAUGCCUCAAAUUGUUGAUUUACAGGUGGAAGAUCCCAAGUUUGUUUUUGAGGCCAAAACAAUAAAAAGGAUGGAGCUUUUGGUUCUCAACACAUUGAACUGGAGAUUGCAAGCUCUAACUCCAUUCUCCUUCAUUGAUUAUUUCGUCGACAAGAUUAGUGGUCAUGUGUCAGAGAAUUUGAUCUAUAGAUCGUCGCGAUUCAUCUUAAACACCACCAAAGCAAUUGAAUUCUUAGACUUCAGGCCUUCUGAGAUAGCUGCAGCAGCAGCAGUGUCUGUCUCCAUUUCAGGAGAAACAGAAUGCAUUGAUGAUGAAAAGGCGAUGUCUAAUCUCCUAUAUGUAAAACAGCAGGAGAGAGUGAAGAGAUGUUUGAAUCUGAUGAGAACUCUCACAGGGGAGAAUGUGUCGGUAACUAGUUUAUCGCAUGAGCAGCCGCGAUUAGCAGUAAGAGCGGUACCGGCAAGUCCAAUUGGAGUGUUGGAAGCAACAUGUUUGAGCUAUAAGAGUGAAGAGAGAACAGUGAAGAUAGGGUCAAUGAUGUUUUUCCUCACUUGUGUCUAUGGCGAUCCGGUGAAAGCUCUUAGGCAUUUGGUAUGGGAACGACUCUCUGGAAUUGGCAUUGGUAGAAAUGAAGCUUGGGUAGUGCUUGGUGAUUUCAAUGAAUUGAUGACCAAAACCGAAAAAAUGGGAGGACCUCUCCGCAAUGAAUCAUCUUUCUGGGAUUUUCGAAAUAUGGCUGGGAAUUGCAAAUUGGCAGAGAUAAGAAGCUCUGGAAAUUGCCUUUCAUGGGCAGGAUGGCGAGAUAAAAUAUGGAUUCAAUGUCGUCUUGACCGGAGUUUCGGUAAUGACGAAUGGUUUCAACUAUUCCCAAGAGCUCAUAUGGAAUAUCUUGAUAUGUGGGCAUCCGAUCAUCGACCAAUUUUGAUUACCUUUGCUUUGGAGGAAAGUGUUAAUGCUAAAGGAAGGUUUUGUUUUGAUAAGCGGUGGUUAUCGAAACCAGGAAUUGUUGAUGUAGUGAAAAAAGGAUGGUGUGGUGGACAACAAGAUAUGGAGAUCUCUUUGGCAGAGCGUAUAGGAAGAUGUAGAUCAGAAUUAUCUCGUUGGAAAAGAUCAUCAAAUACCAACUCUGAGAUGAGGAUGGUGAAGUUAAAAGAGACUCUUGAGAAGGAAGUUUCUAAAAUGUAUCCAGACCCCAACGUAAUGCAGAGAACAAAGAAUGAAGAAGCUUCAAUCCCGUCUUCAUGGAUGGUUUGCGAAAUCCUUAUCACAAGGUGACGUAACAGUCUCGCCAAUAAUACACAAGAUUUUCCUUGGCUUUUGUGGCAUAUAUGGAAGUCUAGAAACUUGUUUGUGUUUGAAGGGAAGAGCUAUGAUGCUAACAGUAUUGUGGUAAAAGCCCGUGAGGAUGCAGAGACGUGGAUGGCUGCCAACAAAUCAGAUGCAACUGCAACAAAUAAAUCCUUCUUCACAGCUUCUCAUACCCAUCAUACUUGGAGAUGCCCGAUGUUUAGUUUUGGGAAGUGUAACAUUGGAUGCUCUUGGAUUAAACAAGAGAUGAACUGUGGGGCCGCCUGGAUUCUUCGUGAUCAUUCAGGUAAACCUCUGUUCCAUAGUCGUCGAUCAUAUUCGAAAAUUGCAACAGGUUUUGAAGCAGAUCUCUUGAGCCUACUCUGGGCAGUAGAAAGCUUAAGUAACCUUAGACAAAACAAGAUCAUCUUUGAGAUAUCAUCCCAAAAAGUAGUGGAAGCAGUACGAUAUCCACAUAGAUACCCCCUCUUUCGACACUUGAUUUCAGACAUUAGAAGAUUCUUGGCUGUCUUUGAGUUUUCAGUUGUAGUUAUAGCUCCAAAUGAAUGUAAUCGGGUGGCCAAAGAAAUAGCAACAAGUGUCACAAGAGAUCAUCGGUACCAAUCUUACAUUGCACGGGAGGGGCCACUGUGGCUUCAAGAAAUCAUCACAGAGGAAUCUAAGCUUUUGGUUUGAGAUUCUUCUUCGGGCACUUCGUGCCUUUAUGUUUUAUGUGCUUUAUUGCAGUCCUACUGGACUUGUUUUUUGUUUUAUCAGUCCACUUAUUUUAUGUUUUUCAGUUAGAUAAUGGUCUUAUGUUCCUUUUAUCUUCAGUAAUUGAGUUUGCUGGGUUUGUAUAAGUUUAUAGCCGUACCCGUUUCUUGGGUCUUUCGUCUUGCCCUUUAGUGUGAGCGUGUAAUGUUUUUCACUUUCUUGUGAAAUAUCAAUAAACAGUGUUAAAAAAA